AUGUAUCAAAACUCUAGUAAAGGAAUUGAAAAGGUAAAAGAACCAACCAAUGAUGGAAAGGAAGACAAAAGCGGAGAAGCAGAAGAUAAAGAAAUAUCUUAUGUGCCUCUACCACCAUACAAACCACCUAUACCUUAUCCUCAAAGACUUGCUAAGUCUAAAAAUGAAGGACAAUUUAAGAAAUUCGUAGAACUUCUGAAGCAGCUUAAUAUCACUAUACCAUUCACAGAAGCCAUUACACAAAUGCCUUCAUAUGCUAAAUUCCUUAAAGAAAUAUUAUCUAAUAAGAAAAAGAUUGAGGAUAAUGAAAUCUUUACGCUUACUGCUGAGUGUAGCGCUAUUAUUCAAAAUAACACGCCUUCUAAGAUGAAAGACCCAUGUAUGCUAGAGAAUAUUCUCGUUCGUAUAGGUCAAUUCUACAUCCCCACCGACUUUAUAAUAAUGGAUAUAAAGGAGGAUUCCCACAUCCCUAUUAUUUUAGGAAGACCCUUUUUAGCCACAGAUGGAGCCAUCAUAGAUGUCAAGAAAGGAAAGAUAACUUUCGAAGUUGGGGAAGAAAAAGUCGAAUUUAUUUUAGCUUAA
Lathyrus oleraceus (garden pea) is the source of this 582-nucleotide messenger RNA. RefSeq lists its product as uncharacterized. NCBI's taxonomy places the organism in Eukaryota, Viridiplantae, Streptophyta, Magnoliopsida, Fabales, Fabaceae. The record is from RefSeq and is a predicted model, not a curated record. Bases 1 to 582 code for a protein of 193 amino acids. The transcript is spliced from 2 exons.